Saccostrea echinata is the source of this 2381-nucleotide messenger RNA. RefSeq lists its product as uncharacterized. The transcript is spliced from 2 exons. Gene Ontology annotation, cellular component: protein phosphatase type 1 complex; endoplasmic reticulum. The record is from RefSeq and is a predicted model, not a curated record. Gene Ontology annotation, biological process: response to endoplasmic reticulum stress. NCBI's taxonomy places the organism in Eukaryota, Metazoa, Mollusca, Bivalvia, Ostreida, Ostreidae. Gene Ontology annotation, molecular function: protein phosphatase regulator activity. The annotation marks the transcript as partial.
AGGAAACAGAUCACCGAGAUUGGCGAGAAACAACGUCCGCAUUUGCUAGGUCUAUGUGUAGGUGGCCAUUUCAUAAUCCAUUUGAGUGUGUCGAAUUUAUCCCCGUGGAAUAUAGUGAAAGAUUUAAAGAACUUAUUCCCGAACAAGACGAUAAUAAGACAGGAACAUGAAUAUGAGACUUUGAGGAUUAUUGUGUCUGUCAUGAAUCCAUAUGGAAAAACGAAAAGUUGGUUCUGUAGAACUGACCGCUGUGAUAGUACAUCAGUCGGUGGGCGAACUGUGCCAAGUCUUUUAAGGCUUGAUAGUACGGGUAACACACUUAAUAAGAGAGAGAAUCAUACCGCUGUAAAUAACAGCAUGGCUUCUUGUUUUGCAAAAACUGUUGGUGGCAUUAUACAAAAAAACAAUUUGCUUUCAAAGGAUAAUUUUGUUGGUAAUAUGUCGGACUUUCCAAUAUUACAGAAUUCUUGUGAUUGUGCUUGUGAUAAAAAAAUGGCAGCUAAAAACAGUGACUCUAUAAACAUGCCUGUAACUUCCUGUUUUGGAAGUUUUCAGGGUUUAGCUGGGUGCCUUGGCUUGAAUGCAUGUAGUUCUAUUUCUCAACACCCAACAUUGCAUCAUGGUCAUUUUCAACUACCUUAUCUCCAAUUUCACCCUGCUGUUGUCAGUGCCUUUCCACGCCAGACUGAAUCUGCGAAAAAGCAGUUUGUGAAAUGUCAAAGCCAAAGGACAGGGAAAAAGAGCAAUCGUUAUUUCCGAUACGGAUGGAAAGCUCCACCUAGGAAGUCUUCCCCUGAGGGUGAAAAGGCAGGUGCGGAGACUACAAAGUCUGAGGAUGCUUCAGUACGCAAAAAGCAAAAAUGUGAUAAGUCGGAGAGGACUAGACAAGAUGUAGAAAAAAAUUCAGAAAAGAAGAAGGAGGAAAAAGCUAAUUAUAGUAACAGUGGAGAUUGUUUAUCUAGUCAUAUGUGUAAUUUAAGUCUUGGUGAAAGUGUCGCAAUCGAAAAUGCUUUAAAUGAUUGUACAGCUCUCAAGUUUGUUUGUACUGAUUUAGACAAAUCAAAGCCAGACUGGUUCAGCAUUGGAAGGCAAGAAUCAGAAAUUAAAUUGUCGCCAUCAAACACAGUGACAGUAUUAGAUAACUGGGAUGAUGAAAUAUAUGAAGAAACCCAGUCAGAAAAUACCAAACUUCAAGAAGAAAUUUCAGCUCUAUUAGCAACUGAUGAUGUGAAAAUCGGUUCAAAACCCAGUGCUAACAAUACACAGAAUAUUGGAGAUGAGCCAGUGCAAAGUAUGGACAUGGAAUGUGAAAAUACUUCUACCACCAUUGUUAAAUCAAACUGUAAUGACAGCCAGAAAAUUGUCACAGAUGUUGAUGGAGUUGAUACUCAUCAGUGCCAAAAUAAUGAGCCACAUGCUGUGUUAUUUCAGCGCAGUAUGCAUAAGAAAUGCCGCCCUUCCAACAAAAAACGCAGUCGAAGGAAAAGCAGCAAACAUCCAAAGUCUUUCAGAUGUGAUCAGGGUCAAAAAAGAAAAUUGGAGGAUGGAAAUGCUUCUAAUUGUGGUGCUAGUGCCAUAGCUUUCAUUAUGGGAAAUUGUGAUCCACAUUCCAUUUUAGACAGUGAUAGUGAGUUUUCAUUUGACAGUGAUGAAGAUUCCUGUGAGUCUAUGGAGGAUGAUAUUGACUUUCAAUUUGCUGACCCUCUUAGUUUCUGUGAGAAAGCGAUUUUCCCUACCAAGUCCAGUCCAGGCCAAGAGGUCAGUCAAGCUGUCAGUGCAGCAAAUCGAGCCUGGCAUAUUGGGUCUCAAGAGUCUAGCCCCAAAGAUGCUCAGCUGGAAAAUAAGAAGGUACAUUUUGCAAGAGCAGAGAAUCUUACAGUAACUCAUGAAGCAGAUGAAUGGAACCGCAAAGGACAUUGGGAGGAAUAUGCAAGAGAUAGAGAACGAUUUAAACGAAGAAUAGAAGAACUUCAGAGAGUAUUAGAUCCUGUUCUGAAACAGAAACAUCGUGAACAUGUGUAUAAGAAACUUCAUACUGCUUGAAUGAGUUGUAUGAUCACAAAUUGAGAAUGAUACAAAAUGCUUGGUUGUGCAUCAUAUUCAAAGCAAUGCAAUUUUUGUUGGCUUUUUCUUUUCAAAAUUUAAGUUCAACAAUUUUAAGAAUUCAUAGGAACAGGGGAUUAUAAUCUGCAAUUUUUUAACAUUCAGCAAUUUAGAUGAUUGGAGAAAUUUGUGAUUUAGAUUGCAUAUGAGAAAAGGUAUUUGAUUUUAAUCAAGCUUCUUGGAAUUCUUUGAUGCUGUCCUUAACUUACAUUUUAUGCACAUUAUAUUACUGUGUUUAGUUUUACUGUGAAUAUUAGCAUUAAAAUAUUUAUUGUUGA